This is a messenger RNA of Striga asiatica, 1076 nucleotides long. Lineage: Eukaryota; Viridiplantae; Streptophyta; Magnoliopsida; Lamiales; Orobanchaceae. The record is from the annotation of a GenBank genome assembly.
AUGGGAAAGAAUCGACUAGAAGAUGGACAUGCGAUGGUGACGGCAAAACAUAUGGCCAUACGGCCCAUACUGAAUUCAUGGGUUUCAACUUCUCGUGGGCCGUUAAAACAUUCGGUGCCCCCCUCUCCACCUUCCGCCGCGGCUUGCUCCGCUCCUCCGACCAUGGAUUGGACCGGUGAUGGGCGGCCUUCUCCUUCGGGCUUCGCCUUCUGGCCGUGGGUGGUUCCGACGCCAGCAGAGGGUGUGCAUCUCGGCGUCAUCAGAACCGCCCCCAACGUUGCCCUCUCUUUGAGAUCGUCUCCCUUCUCUCGCCGCCGGCAACGUCUGCCGCCUCCAGAUCUGAAAAAAAUUGAAGAUAAGAUUUCCAGCGGCGCCAUGAUGGGAUCCCAUGAGACGCCAAAGCAGAAGUGCAGUCGACGCUUUUUGACUACUUGCACUGGUGUGGGUAUGAGCUUGUUGGACGCUAAGCACAUUAACGAAAAUUCGCCUAGAUUCGUGGCGAAGCUGAUUGCAAAGGUCGAGAAAACGGGAGCUUGUGCUGGUGUUAUCAACGAAGAGGAAACAAGUGUACCGAACAAGUAGCCAAGUGAAAGCAAAAGAAGGGAGCUAAGGCAGCCAGUGAUCCAUAUGCCUUUGUCCAAACCCUGGGAUUUAGCGACUUUCGGUGAAGCUACAUUCGGACUGUUCGCUUUGCCAUCGCUCAACUCUAUUGACUUGAGACUAGGUUGAGGGAGUCGAUCAAUUGACCUCGUACCUCGUCCCACGAGUACACUAACGAGAGAGGAAACCUUACUCUGCUGAGCUAUUCGGAUUUAGAGGGGCUUUUGUUAUCUUGUUUUGAAGGGGUAGUUUCGUAGCAGGUUUUUUCGGAUGUUUUCUAGGAUCAAAGGGAAGCUGCUAACCUUAUACUCAGGAUUUGAAGAGUUGGGCUGGCGGCAGGGCGUCGUUCACUGUACUGCUCAAGGAGAAGAGAGGUGAAAAUGGGGAUUCGAAGGUCGAAAAAAGUGAUUGGUUGCGUUAAUUUUCUUUUUAGUUUUUUUAGUGUUUAUUUGAUGUUUUUUUAUAAAGUUUUAAAA